This is a messenger RNA of Mytilus californianus (California mussel), 2817 nucleotides long. RefSeq names its product protein PFC0760c-like. The coding region runs from base 125 to 2143 and encodes 672 amino acids. The transcript has 4 exons. The record is from RefSeq and is a predicted model, not a curated record. Lineage: Eukaryota; Metazoa; Mollusca; Bivalvia; Mytilida; Mytilidae.
ACAAAGUUAUUUGGUGUGUUUGAGAAAAUUGUCAGCUACAUGUAUCCAUGACAACCACGUUCAGCAAGUUCUUUCCAGAUACAGUUUAACGUGUCAUAAAAACCCAUGGGAGAAAACAAUUGAUAUGCAAGUCUCUUAUUUUGAAAAUAAUAAGAUUAAAAAAGCACAAAGAACAGACGAUCUGUAUGAUGAUGUUGGAGAGAAAAUGGCCGCCAGAAGAACCAAGCACACAAAGAAAGACGAUCAGUUCGAUGAUUUUGGAGAGAAAAUGAAGGCCAGAGGAAUCAAACACACCAACAAAGACGAUCAAUUCGAUGACACGAAUAAAAAAUCAAGAAAAAGUAAAAAUAGUAAACGUAAUAAACCUGACGAUUUUUACGAUGAUUUUGGUGAGAAAAUGAAAAAAGGAAAAGAACGAAAAACAGAUGAUAAAUUUGAUGAUUUUAAAGAAAACAGACGGAACAAAAUACGCCAAAAGGCAUUCAAAGAUGGAAAGAAAGAUGAUUUAUAUGACGAUUUAGACGAAAAAAAUCGAAACGGAAAAUUUAAUCAACGCGAAAGGGAUGAUAUAGGAGAUGAUGUCUUCGAUGACAAAAGUGACAGUCGAACUGGCAACAGAAAGCAGAUGUACAACCCUAGAUUUAAUAUUGCAAAAGGAGACCGACAAAAUCGGCAAUAUUCCUCUAGAUUUGGAAUCACAAGAAACGAUUAUUUUGAUAGAGAAGAUGAUGAUGAAGACGAAAAUUUUACAUCGGAAAGUGACGAUAUUGACUAUGAUGAUAGUUAUGUUAACAACAAUGUCAGGGGCCGUUUUGAAUCGGCAGAGGUCAAUGAUUAUGGUUCAUAUACGACAAGUGACAUUGCAGACGACAAUAUCGACAGCUCUUCUGAAGAGAACGACGACAAAAUCGUGCACAUACAUUCAAGUAACAAAAGCAUAAACGCAGUCCACUAUAAACCUGCAAUCCAAAUAAGAAACUUUGGAGACGAUAUCGACGAUUACUUUGACGAUAUAUACGAUUUCGACAAUGAAUUACCUGAAAUGGAAGAUAUCAUUAAAAGCCGUUACCUUCAUGGAAAUUAUCCGAAUAUGAUGUCAAAUGGUGGAAAUUAUCCGAAUAUGAUGUCAAAUGGUGGAAAUUAUCCGAAUAGAAUGUCAAACAGUCACAGUUAUCUGAAUAGAAUGUCAAAUGGUGGAAAUUAUCUGAAUAGAAUGUCAAACGGUCAAAGUUAUCUGAAUAGAAUGUCAAAUGGUGGAAAUUAUCCGAAUAGAAUGUAUAAUGGACCCGUCAACCCUUUAUUCUAUGAUAACGACGAUUUUUACGAUGACGAUUUGAUGGAAUUUGACGAUUUUGAGGAUGGGUUUUACGGGAACGGUUUUGAAAAUGAUGCUUUUGAUGAUAUACAUGAACAUUUUCUUAAAUACAAACAAUUUGGAAAACAGAGACCCUUAACUAGAACCGAUUCUGAUAGCUCUGAUGAAGAGCUUGGUAUUGUAAAUAAUAGAAUUCAAACAAAAAAGGAUGUUUUCGACGAAUAUGAUUCAAAUGAGAAUAGGAUGAUCUUUGGACAUAAAGGACUCAAAUCAAAACUUUCGGAUAUCGAUGAUUAUUUUAACGAUAUAAAAGAUGAUAUCUAUGACGAUGAUUUUCACGAGGAAGGAACAAUACCUCAUCAUUACUCUUCAUCUGAAAGUGAUAGUGAUUCAAAUGAAAAAAUAAUUCCUAAUUUUAACUUUUUAACAAAAUUUUCUAACAAAAGAUACACAAGAAUAAAACCAAGCAAAAAUUCAACACAUUUCGACAACAAAAGGCAAAGUCAAUAUAAUAAUUUCCCUAAAGGAUUAAAAUUUCCAUCAAACGAUGUUCCACUAUCGAAGAAAUUAGGUAUUAAUCUGGAUAGUCAACCAAAACGCAGAGCUUUACAAAUGAGUGAGGGCUUUACCCCUGAUGUUAAGAAAGAACGACUGCCCAAAAAAGAACCAUUUCCCAAGCUAGCAAAUCACAUAAGUGGCGAACCUUCAUUCUUUACUCAUGGAAAUUUUCGUACAGAAAGAUUAAAGACGGGUCUUGAUAGUGGCAGCUUCAUACUGACACCAUACAACUUUGUUUUACUCAUAUCGGUACUUUUAGUUAUUUUAUAACUUCAUUAAAGUGGUAGAAUCCACGUUAAAUGUUUUUGCUUCAUGUUUAUUCUUAUUAACGAUUCGAAUUUGGUAUGCGGAGCAGUAUAUGCUACACAGGCAAAUUUAGUUCACGUGAAUUUCAUGUGAAAUGAGAUUCACGUGAGCAAAAUUUGGCUGUGUAAACUUUGAGGGGCACUUUUAUAUCAUUUUCAGUUUUACGGGGUUCAGUGGCGGAUGUUUGAAAAACGAGAGAGUUCACCGAAAAGGUUUACCUAAAUGAGGGUCCGGCAUUCACAAAGAAGAAAAAUAAAUGACUAAAACCCAACAGUUAAGCUUUUUUUAUGUUAUUUUAAAUAGACCUGGUCAGUGUAGUUGAAUUAUUGAAUUUUCGAUAAAAGGGAAGCCCAAUACAUAGUGUUUUAGUAUUUGUUGUAAGCAACGGGUUUGAAAGAUAAAAAUUAUAAACCAAACCAUGUUAUUAUUCGUGGACUCUGUUUUGAUAUGCCAACGAGAGCACAUGAAAUUAGCUUGGAUAUGCCACUUAGCACAUUGGCUCGUUUGGAAUUUCCAACGUUGUCUAUCAUAAUUCUUUUUAGAAUAUCAUUAAUAUUUUAUAUUAUGUUAUGCAUUCAUGUAUUAUGUUAUGUUUUGUAAUAUUAAUGGUGAGACAUAAAUAAACUAUUUGUAUUGUA